Messenger RNA from Parus major (Great Tit), 11440 nucleotides. RefSeq names its product kelch repeat and BTB domain containing 3 (gene KBTBD3). The coding region runs from base 5644 to 7488 and encodes 614 amino acids. Gene Ontology annotation, molecular function: protein binding. Lineage: Eukaryota; Metazoa; Chordata; Aves; Passeriformes; Paridae. The transcript has 4 exons. The record is from RefSeq and is a predicted model, not a curated record.
AUUUGCUUGCCCUUUGGUUUUGGAGUUGAUCCGUAGCUAAAAAAUUGGAGCCUGUUUGAAAAUUUACAACCCAUCUUUCUGUUGCUUGCCUUUAGAAAUUCUUACACUUCAUCCAUCCUGUACUGCCCAUGUACAAAUGAUGCAAAAAUGCUGAAAAUUGUAUUAUUGCAGAUGUUUGUUACAAUCCUCCUUUUUUUCUUCUUGUUGUUUACCAUUGCCAGCUCACUGUUAACAUAGAAAACUGCUGUUUCGACUCAGGCCAGGCCUUUCUGUCUAGAAGAAGUAUCAGUUACAGCUGAGUAUAGAUUGGUCUUUGCAAAAGAUUUUAAACUCAGAAGUAACAUUGCAUAAAAAAAAUGCUUAAACAAGGAAUCAGUUGGAUAUUUGACUUUUUUCAAUAUAUUAUUCCUAUUUUUCUACAUGAUUUAAUGAAGAAAGGUAUGGCAUAAUUUUACUAAGCAUUAUCCAAACCCAUAGACAAAGUUAACUGACUGCAGAGGAGGAUUUAACAUAGUCAAGAAAAAAAAUCUCAGGAAAAUGCUCUUCACCAGUAGCAAGCUGUAGCUGUGGCUUACAUUUCAAACUUCGCAUCCUGUGAACUUUGAAGAGGAAAUUGUGGUCUUUUGUAUAUUUAGUUACUGAUAUAUAAUAAUACUAAAGGAUUGUGGAUCUUACCUAGUUCCAAAAAAACCCCCUGGUUUGAUUGAUAGGUUUGGCUUGUCCAUGCUCUCUACUUAAGAGAUUUAAACAUGUAGCAAUUUUUUCACUGGUGGAUUAAUUUUAUUUUUUUUUAAAUUAGCUUCAUGUGUAAAUGCAAACUGAAGCUCAAGAUGCACUGUAUAAUGCAUAUUAUAAUUAUGAAUGUAUCCAAUAUAAAUCCACAUCUUUAUUUUAAGUAAAACAUGCUAUUAUAAUAAGGUAUGCUAAAAUAUGCUCUAAAGAUGCUCAAUAUUGUAUGCAUGUUUUGAAAAAAACCCACAUUUUAAUCACAUGCAAAAGUGACAGACUACAGAUACCAUUAAAAGCUGUCAUUUUCUUUUAUAAAAUUUGCAAUUAUUUUCACCAGAAUUAGAAAUACAGUAUGUCAUUUUGAUUCAGUUUUUUUCUAAAAAUUAAAAUUACUGUUCUUGAUCUUUUUUUUUUUUCUUUGGCUGAGAAAAUAAUUUGCAAAGUAACGAUGAAUUGGAGUAAUUUAAUUUUAGGAUAAAAUCCAGCCAGUUUUACUUCUUUUAAGUGAUUACUGCUUUAUCUUAAUGGGUUCAUGUAUUUGUCAGGGAACAUGCAUUUAAUGAUCACUGCUUGCAGAGUGGGACUAUUCUACUUUUGGAAUGCUUCCAGGAAUUAGUGCAAUUUCCUUACUUCCUACGGGUACCAUGCUGGGUUUUUUCCCAUUUUGAUUUUUUUUUAACACUUCUAAGGAACACAAAGCUUUAAAGUUUCUGUGUCACCUUUCAAUCUGAGAAUACUAUCUCAACAUUUAUUAUUGAUAAAUGUCAUUUUUGUGGAUGAAACGUCUCAAAGCAUCCUGUGCAUUUUUUUGCUUGUCCUAAAAUGAUUGAAUGAAUGUUAUUUUUCUUUGAAGUUCAGUUAUUUAUGAAAAACCUCUGAGACUCAGUUGCAUUGAAAUUUCCAGGUAGGAACUUGUAAUUCUCAUAGUGUUUUCAAUCUUAGGCAAUCAGUGACAAUCAACACAUUAAUGGAAUAUAGAAGCACAGAAUUUGUACUCAGUAUUUGUAGUUUAAUUACAUUUUCAACCACUCUUGCCUUUUUAGUCAGCAAUUAGAAGUGUCACCAAAUCCUACAGAUACCUGUUCCGCUCAUACUUGUCUUAGUGAAUGUUAAAUUACAUGCAUAGUAUAGAGUGGUGUCUUUAAAACUUAUUAACAAGUCAUUAAUUUCUCUCCUUUUCAAUGAACAAGGAAUGAAAAUAUCAAAUUAUCUUGAUGGGUAUACAGUAAACUUGGCAAUAUAAUACUUUAAUAUUAAAUCUUAGAAUGCUGAUUUUGACCUUUUCAAAACUUAUAUUAAUGCACAGUUAAAUUUUGUAUGAAAAAAAACCCUGAAAGUUCUCUAGAGAAAUCUGUACAAUUUCUUCAUCUUCACUAUGCUUAGUUCUUUCAUCCUAGGUACAUUAAGUGUUCUGUAAAAUACCAGCUCUUAGAUUUCCCUUUUUUAAAAUCCUGCUCCCUAGUAAGGCAUACUGUCCAAGCUGGGAGAAGGGCACAUAAUAAACAUAAUGUUCCAUUGAAGAGCAAUUUAUUUCUCAUAAGAUACCUGCUAUGAAGUACAAAGAUUUAAUUUUUUUUUAAUUGGUGAGUGCUGUAGCACAGCUGCAUUGUGCAUUCAGAUAAAAGCAGAUAGAUUGUUUUACAAUUGUUUGUAAAUAAUAAAGUACCAAAUCAGGAUUGAGUUUAGACUGGUUUUGGAAGAGGAGAGGAUGUCUACCUGCACAGUAUUAUUUGUAAUUUCUGAAUGGCCACUCUUGUGCUGGGAACAGUCUUGAGCCUUGGUCCUGUUCCAAGGGCUUGGUCCUGUUUAUUGUCAGGCAGGCACAGCCCUAAGGGGCUUUGCCUGGCAAAGUACGAGCUGAGUUACGUGUGAUACUUACGUGUGCUCAGUACUUCCACGAAACAGAAUUCCUUAGCUAUUUCAAAGUCACACAUAUUUGUAUGUAUAUUUUUAUCUCACUUUUAUAAAGCAGUCAAACAGUUUGGUGUCUUUGCCACUCUCUUUUUGGACCCUUAUCUGGGUGUUCAUAUUUCACUGUUAUUACACAUCCUCUCCCUAGUUCGAUAUCUUUUCCUUGGUUAUUCAUUAAGAAACAAUUGCACAUCUUCCACCAAUCUCAGCUUCAUUAGGAUAUUUAAACUUCUGUAACCAUUUUAUUUAUCAGCUGUAGCAGCUAUUUGGACUGUUGCUUUAGCAAAAUGUUUUCAGCAAAAGUGUUUAUUAGUAUACAUACAUUAUGUGAGUAUGUUCUGAUCAGCACUUUGGUGGGAACUACAACAGAUUUCUGCACAAACAAAAGUUCAUCUCUCCUCAAAGGUCACUUCACAGUUCUGUUUGCUUUGCUCUUUCAGAUGGAUGUGAAAAUCAUUUCUAGCAGGUGUAUUGCAGUGGUUAUGAUUUUAGUGUGCCUGUAUUUUCUGAAAAUGUCUGUCCUGGAUGUUUUUGGUCUCCUUUAGUUUUUACAGAUUUUAACAGUAUGCUGUGUUUAUAGUCUCCUAGUGUAAUAUCUAGAUUCCACAUAUAUCCAGGUUAUUAAAUUCAUAGUCUUAAGGUCAUUUGGACUUUACAAAGGAAAAGUACAAGAAAAUAAAUCACACAUUUCAGUAUCUUCUAGAUACAUAAUUAUAAGAACACUUAAGAAGGAUUGGUGGUGCUAACUAAAAGACAAUCAUAAAUAUGUUACAUCCUCCAUAUGUCUUUGGAAAGGGAGCAUAAAGUUCCACAAUAAAUUCACUGAGGUUUUGGCAGCUGUUUGCAUGGAAUUAAGGUCAGUUAAACACUUUCUUGUGGCUUUUUACGAAUGUUUAGUUACUAAGAGGAACGUGUAUCUUGUAUUUUGACUGUGAUCUUAUCAGAGUUCUCAGUGUGGUUCCCUGGCAUCUGUGUCAAUGAACUCAUUAUGUUCUAGACUGCUCCGUCUCGUAGUAUCUUGGGAAAAGGGCAGUGUUAAAACUGGCAAAGGGUUCUAACAAGGUGAUUCCUUAUGGCCCUUCCAACCCAAACCACUCUAUGCUCCUAUGGCAGAGAGGUCUUUUAAACAGCCUAGCUAAGGAGGUCUGAGCCCUUAUUACUGGAUUUUUGUGACAGAUAAGAAUGCUCUUACCCUCAGAGCUCCCAGGUGCUCCCUUGUUUCAGCCACUGUAAUGACCAAAAGUAGCUUACUAUCCCCAGCCCUCUGUUCAACUGCUGGCUUCUCUGUGGCCCUACACAGACUGGCCAUUGCUUGCCACUUGACUGUUAGGCAUGCAGAAUGCCUGGCCCUUCAACUGGAGACCUGUACAGAUAGUUUUGAGAGGUACUUAUAUGUCCCCCAUACAUGUGUUAUAUGGGGUUGACCUUAAUAACUGUGAAGUUUGUAUCAGUUUUUUCUGUAGCAGUCAACUGGCCUUGUGUUUGAGGUGGCUUACAAGAAAAAUAAGCCAGAGCAAAUGUUUAACUUUUAACUUUAGGGGAGUUUAGUUUUGGAAUAUUUUUCAGUUGUCUUUGUCAACCAGUUGUUGGUUUGUUGUUUUUUGGUUUGUUUUUUUUUCAGAAAAGCAGGCUAACAGCUAAGGGGGCAUUUGUCAGUGUAAGACUGUAAAGGUCCAGUACUCCAGCAGGAAGGUUUUGUCAAGUGGUGAGAGAUUGGAUCAUGUUCAGCAGUACUUGUGUCAUGUUCCAGGAGAGGCUGCAAGGCUGGUUGCUGAACAGCACACAGACGUGACUCAAAAAGCAAAAUUCCUCAGGCUUAGAAUGGAAAGAGUGAAUACGUUGAGAUUGUCUGGCCAUGGGAAGGAGAAGAUGCCUGCUCCAAGGGUGCCAGUGCUGGCAGCAAGAUCACUGGAUCUCUUCUCUUCCAGGAGACAUGGAGGUCUAUUUGUGGUUGGAGCUACCUGACUAGAUAAAGUAUAGAUCAGUCUGCUGUGAAAGUAUCUCACAUGAAGAAGACUGCCUGAUGGUUUAGUUUGCUUUGAAUGUAUUGUGUCAUCAGAUGAGCCUUUUCACAAAAUUCAAAACCAGUUAUUUUCUUGUUUCUGGGUUUUGUUAGGAAUUUUUUGUCCCCUGUCAAUUCAGGUGGGCCAUUAUCUGUUGCUGAUUUUAAUUGGAAUUGUGGAAGCAAAAUCCUGGAAUAAAAAAAAAAUAAAAAUGGAAUGUUUCUUUAAGUUUUAAAAUAGGCAGUCUUGACUCAGAUUUGCAGUAAGGGCAGUUUAAUUAUCUGCAAUAUAAAAAUAGCUCUUUAAAUAGGUGUAAAUAAAAUACAUUCAUGUUUAAAGUUUCUUUAUGUUGACAAAGUGGAAUAAAAUAUUUUCAUUGUAAUAAAACAGUUAAAACCGAUUUACCAUAGAAAAAACCACACUUCAGUGUAGGAAUUUUCACCAGAAAAAAAAAAAAAAAGCUUGGCUGCUGAAAGGGAGAUGGUCUUAAAUUUAAGUGUGUUCUAAAGCCAGUUAAUUUACACCAUUAUAAGUGAAACUCAGAGUGGGCAAACAUAAAGCUUCCUAACAUGACUAGAACUACAUGACAAAAUGUGUUUUAAUUGACUAAACACUCAAAGGUGUACUGUCACCAAACUGUCGCUAAAUGACCCUCUUUGGUAAGCCCCAGCAGCCCUGUUAUUCAGCCAGGCUGUUGGUGUUGCCUGUAUUCCAUUAUUGCAGUCCAGAGUGCCUCAUGAGAAUCGACUUAGGAUUCAGUCUAAUAGCCUGUGACUUCCUUCCAAUACAAGAUGUAGAGUGAUCAGCCUUUUGGAAUGUAAAAUAGGUAACAAAGUUUUCUUUUUCCAUCUUAAUUUUACAUAAAAUUGUAAGGAUUUGGGUUUUUUUAAGGGUAAGCCUAGGACUAGUCUUCCUCUUAAAUGACAAUUAAACACACUCCUUGGUGUGCUUCCUGUGGACUUUACUGAAAAAACCCCUACAGGAAUAGAUUGAAGAAAACAUGGCCAAUCAACGGGAUUACAUUAGCAGACCUAUUUGCAAUGGAAUUUCUGUUUCUGAAAAUAAAAUCAAUUCCUUAGUGGCUGAAGGUCAUGGACAACAAAUUCUAAAAGUACUACAAAAGUUCAGAGAACAAAAUAUAUUUUUUGAUUUUAAAAUUCUUGUGAAAGAUGAAAUAAUUCCCUGUCAUCGUUGUGUACUGGCAGCAUGCAGUGAUUUUUUCAGAGCCAUGUUUGAAGUUAAUAUGAAAGAACGGGAUGAUGGCAAUGUUACUAUUAGUAACCUAUCGCCCAAGGCAGUGAAAGCUUUUCUUGAUUAUGCUUACACAGGAAAAACAGAGAUAACCAAUGAUAAUGUGGAAAUGCUCUUCCAACUGUCAUCAUUUCUUCAAGUUUCACUCCUUUCCAAAGCUUGCAGUGACUUCCUAAUAAAAAGUAUUGAUCUUGUGAAUUGCUUACAGUUGCUCUCUCUAUCAGAAAGUUAUGGGUCUGUCCGCUUGUUUGAUCAUGCGCUAGAUUUUGUACAACACCAUUUUUCAUUGCUGCUCAGAUCGAGUGAUUUCUUGGAGAUGAAUUUUGAGAUACUACAAAAAUGUCUCGAGGCUGAUGAAUUAAAUGUCCCUGAGGAAGAAUCAGUGUUGAAAGCUGUCCUCCAAUGGACCAAACACAACUUAGAAACUCGGCAGAAGUAUCUGCCCAAUUUGAUUAAAAAAGUGAGAUUACACCAGUUACCUGAAAAGACUUUGCAGGACUUUCUGCAUUCUGAAGAACACCUACUUAAGAGUGCUAAUUGCUCAGUAAUAAUCAAUGAUGCAGUUAAAAGUGUGCAGAACUUCAGCGGAUUGUUUCCAGAUGCACGUCCUUCAACGACAGAAAAAUACAUAUUUGUUCAUAAAACUGAUGAAGAUGGAGAAAACAGACAUACAUUCUGCUACAACAUCAAAACAGAUAAAUGGAAGGAACUACCACAUACGCACAUGAUUGAUCUGCCAGGGUCAAGUUUGUCUAGCUAUGGAGAAAAAAUAUUUAUAACUGGAGGAUGCAAAGGGAAUUGUUAUAGGACUGUCAGGCUUCACAUUGCUGAACCGUUCCAUGAUGCCACUGACCAAACCUGGUGCUACUGUCCAGUCAACAAUGAAUUCUCCAUAGUGUCAGCUAUGAAAAAACCGAGGACAAUGCACACAUCUGUUGUAACCUUAAAUCAGCUCUUUGUAAUAGGUGGAAAGACCAGAGGAGCUCAAGAAACUCGGAGUCUUUUGGAUGUAGAAUCCUACAAUCCUCUUUCCAAAGACUGGAAAUCUGUAAGCCAGUUACCAAGAGGUAUUUACUAUCCAGAAGCAAGUGCAUGCCAGAAUAUAAUUUAUGUCCUUGGCUCAGAAGUAGAGAUUACUGAUGCCUUUAAUCCAUCUCUUGACUGUUUCUUUAAGUAUAAUGCUAUGACAGAUCAGUGGUCUGAGCUUGUAGCAGAAUUUGGGCAGUUUUUCCAUGCAACUCUAAUCAAAGCUGUUCCAGUGAACUGCACACUGUACAUAUGCGAUCUCUCCACCUACAAGGUCUACAGUUUUUGCCCAGAAACCUGUGUUUGGAAAGGAGAAGGAUCUUUUGAAUGCGCUGGCUUUAAUGCAGGGGCCGUUGGGACAGAAGACAAAAUUUAUAUACUAGGUGGUGAUUAUGCUCCAGAAGAAAUCACAGAUGAAGUUCAAGUCUACCACAGCAGUAGGUCUGAGUGGGAAGAAGUUUCACCAAUGCCAAGAGCCUUAACCGAGUUUUACUGUCAGGUCAUUCAGUUUAAUAAAUACAGGGACCCCUGGUCACCCGUACUGACAAUUUGCUCUGGAGAAUUUUGAAACUCCCAAGUCAAAAGAGUCUAUUUAAAUGCACAAGCUGUAGAACAGUUUUUUAGUAUUAGUUUACAGAUGGAGAAAUAUGUACACGUUUGCUUAAAUUUUCAGUUUAAAUUAAAUGCUGUAGGAUUGCUUUUGGAAGAGUCCAUUAAAAUGUCAUUCAUGCUAGUCAUUAUACAGACAGUAUUAUUUAAUUUUAUAUACAACUCUUCUCUGUAACUAUCAGAUUAAUUCUCAAAAUUAUAUUAAUUUUCCAAAAGAAAUAUUCAUGAGGAAUUAGUUGUGUAAUAUGUGCCAUUAUUUCUGUAAUAUUCACAGUUGUCCCAAUAGACAAAUUGCUAAAUGAGAAAACCGACUGUGAUGUUAUUUUCCCUAUGUAACUGAAGUUUAAAAGACAUUUUCAUUAGCAUUAUUUAGAUUUUCUAUGUUCAUAAACCUGUAAGAGGAAUGAAUUGUCAGCUUUACCUUAUCACAAUGACCUUAGCAAGGACAAUAGCCAAAGUGACCUUCACAGUACUAAAACCAGGUGUCUAACUUGAAGAGACUGAUAAUUCCUGUCAUCUUACUUCAGCUCUUCAGUUUUACCAGUUUUUCUCCAUCCUUGUGCCUUAGAAGUAGCUUUAUUUUCUGUUUCCAUCCCAUUAGCUGUGGCAAAGUAAACUUUGACAACAUACUGCAGGGUAGGUAAGAUUUCUACAGGAUGGAUUCAUGUGAUACCUUUGCUUUAGUCAUAUUGCUAACUAAAGAAAAAACACUUCAGGAUGUUUUCUAACAGAAAUCUUCCAUCUCUGAAGUCUCCUGUGCUGCCUACUAAGCUGUCACUAGGCUGCUUAUAGCAGCAAGCUGUAAAACGAAUCGUAGCUGUUGCUUAACUAUGGGAGAAGUUUUUAUCUUGUCAUACAUCAAAUACAAAGUUACAAAACUAUACCCCCAUAUUAGAGGUUGAAUAGUAAAUAGUAUUUCUGAGGUGAGAAAUCAUCUCUUGUGGUUUAAAUUAAUUAAAACACUUUAUCUUGAGCUUCAUGGUAAUUUCAAAUGUUAAAAUAUUACACAGUAAACACUACACAAUAUAUUGCUUGAUAAACUUUAAAUAGUCAGCUAUUAUAAAGUUGUAAUGGACUUUUAGUGCUAAUAUUAGUCUAGUCAUAGGUUGUGAAGUAAAUUUGAUCUCAUGCUUACAAAGUGAGUCCUCCUUCUGACAGGAGGACACUGAAAUUAGCUAGGUUUCAUACAUAAAUUUGUAAUCUUACACAGCAUAAGAAUUUUUUUUUCUUACUAGGCAUCCAGAUAAGACACUGAGAGCUCUUACGUACUAUAUAUGUAUUGUGAAAGCAGUGAGUUUGUCUUCUGCCAGACAGAGCAAUGGUUUUAAGCACUUAAUCACUUCUUUUCAAGCAGUUAAAAACAUGAAUAAAAUUUAGUGAGGCAUCAGAGCCAUCUUUCCUACGUCUUGAGACAGCUGUGGUAAGUCCAUUAUCACAUCACUACUGCAUGUACAUUUUGCAAAACCCAAGCUGAAUAUUAAUGCUUAAAGCUUAAUAUUGCCUAGAACAUGCUUCUGUUUAAAACAUUAACAAUGGAAGCUUCUGAUUCCAUGAUUGACUCUGUAAUUUGUUAUCAGAUACCUUUACAAAUUUAUAUAACAAUCUACAUAACAAUUUUCGUAAGUAUGUAAAAUAACAUCAUGUACAUUUGGAGAAUGUGUUAAUAGAGCAGGACCCUCCCACUCAGUCAUUUCUGUAUAUUAAAAUGUGUGUCAGUUCUGUAGAAGUAAGUAGCUUGCUACAGUAUUUCAGGCAACUUCCACAUUUAUUUUGUUUGGGUUUUUUUCAUAUUAAGUCUCCAUACUUUAACUAAAUGUAACUAGGUAACCUUUACAAUCACCUUACAGAAAUGGAAGUAUUUUUAUAUUGGGACACAACUACUUUUUGUUAGUGCAAAGUAAAUGUAUUGAGUAGAGAGAGGAAGAAUACUAUUCCUACUUACUGAAACAAUAGGAAAAAACAAACGCAUAGGAAAAUGGUAGUUUUCAUUUCAGUGAAGCUACUCAGGGUAGCAUAGAUUUCAUUAACCAUUAAUUAUUGCAACUUGUCACAUCAUUACAAGGCCAAAUUCACCUUUGCUUGUGUAUUUGUUUUGUGUUUAUAGCUGAGUAAUAUGAAUAUGCAAUUUAUGCGUUGAUAAAAGUAACAUAUUAUGCCCAUAGUACAUGGGUAUAAAUAGCUAUGCAAAUUGGAAGAGACUAGAGAAUUGCAAGGGUUUUUUUAAUUGCCAGUGUCAUGACCAAAUUGCUAGACCACAUAAACAGCAAGCAAGUGAAUCAUUCAGGUGAUGCUCCUUCCCCUAAGUUUUUCCCUACAGCAGAUCUUUUUGGCAGUCUUCCACCCAGCUACUUGCUAUAAGACUCUGGCAUCUGACAUCAGACAGAGCAAUGACGUAUGUGAGAAAUUCCUCAGUAUAGACAGUGAAAACUGACUGAAGCUAAACUGGGAAAAUAGACACGCUUCUUUAAUACUCUACACUUGUGCAGGAGCUAAUGUCAGUCCCCAGUUUGACAAAUCAUUCAUGGAUUUCACAGGGAGUUCAGCUCUUACUCAGUGAUCAGGAAAUAAUGUAGUAAUGUCAGUUACUUUCUGGCGUUGCUUACAGAAAAGUUAUGUGAAAUGGUACUGAUUUUCUGCAGUUAGGCAGGUAAAUCUGUGCUACAGCUCUCACAGAAGGAAAAAAGAUCACUUGCAACAUUUCCACAUGCAAAGUAUUAAAUCUGGUAGUAGAACUGAAUGCAGAAACAGAACUGUUAGAAAGUCAUGGUUAAAGACAAGGCUUUAUGAUGGAAGGACCUAUGUUCCCAACCCUGUGAUUAAUUGCUACAGAUGUUAGAAAUCUCAGUGAACUACAUAAAAGAAUAUGAAUUACUUGCAUGAAUAACUGUUGUAGUCUGGAUCAAACAGAUUUUUCAGCCUACACAGCAUUUAUGCAAUUAAAAACAAAAGUAACAAAAUUAAUACAAAGUGAGUUUUUAAAUAUCUUUUAUGUCUUUUCAAAGCUCUUUGAAUCAAAGCUUUAUAAAAAAGUACCUUCCUCUAAAAAUAGUCAGUAACUAGAUUAAUGAUUACAUAUGUUCUCACUGAAAUAGAAUGAUGUUUAAACAUACAAAAUGCAUGUAAAAUUAUAAUCUAUUUGCACUUAAAUGAUGUAACCAAAACAUUUCUAAUAGUAUUCUAUUUUAUGUCACAGAACACAUUAUAAGCAUGACCAGUAUAAUAUACACGAAAAUAAUAUAUAUUGUAUGUGGGAUUUUAAUAUCCAGUGAUGAUUAUAUUGGAUAAUCUUAAUUUUUAAAGAAUGCUAUCAAAACAUUAUGGCACUUUGGUAAUAUUAUCAUACUGGUUUAGUUAUCAUAAAUAUCAAUUAUUCAGGUGUUUUUAUUGAUUAUGUUUGCACAGACCUGAAGAUUAUUAUUUAAGGACUAAUUAAUUUCUUUUCUAUAUUCUAAAUACAUUUGUAGUAAGUCAGUUUACUGCUGUUAAAAAUUCGUUAUAUUCACAAAAUGGAGUAGAUUUUCUGGGUCAGAUUUAUUUAUGGAAUUACUCUGAAGAAAACUGUUUACCUCCUCUGGUUAGUAUAGGGUAGUAGGCAAGGUAUAGGCUAUAGAAUGUGCUGACUGCAGUUCCUAAUGUGGAGAUUAAUUUCAGAUGUUUCUGUUUGUAGGUGACCAACAGGAGGCAGCAUAAGAUUUAUUUUAAUUAAAACAGACUGAAAACAGGGAUGAAUUUGACAAUAUUUAUAGUUGAACAUUAUGCUAAAUUUACUUUUUUCCUUCUAACACCCAAUAAAACAUAGAGAACAGUAACAUUUUGCUGCUGCCUGGGCUCUGCUGGUAUGUGGAAAGUACAAUACUACACGUUUGCUGAGAUGUUCUUUCUUUUGUGAAAUAAAGCACUGAGCAACUGAA